AUGUCUGAUCCUUCGUUGAGUCUCUUGAUGCCGGCAUAUCAGCGUUCUUUGCAGUCGAAGCAGUCGGAGCAGUCGAAGGACGGGACGAUAGUUUUUGAGCAAUCGCAGACUGCACUUCGAAUGGAGAAGAAUUCGCGUGCCGUCAUAGAUUCCAUCAACAGUCGAUGCUACAGCGCGGCAACAUCACUGGUUGCGACCACUUACCGUAGCGAUAUCGAUGAUCUGUCGAAAACGAAGUCAUAUUCCGACAGCAAGAAACAGUUUCAGCAGAUCUCGCAGAAGCACCCUGAGUAUCAUGUCGAGGUUGUCAAUGUCUCAGCCGACGUCGACGAGGAAUCAGGGUAUGCUAUAGGACGACCAGCCAAUGUCCGUCGACAGUCCGUCAGCGUUGUGGAGUGGAUGCGUAGAGAUGGUCAAUGGCAAUACUACAACGCCACUGUUGUGAGAGGCCAGGAUGGACCAGACGUUGUCUGGCAUCAAUGA
Molecule: messenger RNA, 483 nt
Organism: Fulvia fulva
Lineage: Eukaryota; Fungi; Ascomycota; Dothideomycetes; Mycosphaerellales; Mycosphaerellaceae
Exons: 2
Coding region: 1-483 (160 amino acids)
Source: RefSeq, a predicted model, not a curated record